Messenger RNA from Penicillium crustosum, 873 nucleotides. Its product is annotated as 60S ribosomal uL23 domain-containing protein. Gene Ontology annotation, biological process: ribosomal large subunit assembly; translation. The annotation marks the transcript as partial. The record is from RefSeq and is a predicted model, not a curated record. Gene Ontology annotation, molecular function: structural constituent of ribosome. Gene Ontology annotation, cellular component: ribosome; cytosolic large ribosomal subunit. The transcript is spliced from 5 exons. NCBI's taxonomy places the organism in Eukaryota, Fungi, Ascomycota, Eurotiomycetes, Eurotiales, Aspergillaceae.
AUUUGGAUAUCAAGAAUCUAUUGUCUCUUCGAAUCUCCUCGAGGGUUGGAUAUACAAAAAGGAGAGGAGGUCACUGGCACGCAAAGAAAAGCCGUUCAAGAAAAUCAAAAGAGAGAUAAAUACGAUGUUCAUUCUGAUUGGACAAAAAAGGUUUUCGCUAAGCGAAGACCACUCCAAAUCCGUUCGACUUUUGACACUGCGAUAAUCCAUCAUCGACAGCGACCGACGACAGCCAUGGCCCCCUCCGACAACAAGACCGGCAAGAACAAGGCCAACGCCGCCGCCAAGGCGGUUGCCAAGGGCGCUUCGCUUCACAAGUCCCGCAAGGUCCGCACCUCGGCCACCUUCCACCGCCCCAAGACUCUCCAGCUGUCGCGGUCCCCCAAGUACCCCCGUGUGUCUGUCAACCACGGCCCCGCUCUGGACUUCAACAAGAUUGUUCUGUACCCCCUGAACACUGAGAGCGCCAUGAAGAAGAUCGAGGAGAACAACACCCUCGUCUUCAUCGUCAACGUCAAGUCCAACAAGCGCCAGAUCAAGCAGGCUCUUAAGAAGCUGUACGAUGUUGACACCGUCAAGAUCAACACUCUUAUCCGCCCUGACGGAACCAAGAAGGCCUUCGCCCGUCUUACCCCCGAUGUCGAUGCUCUUGACAUUGCCGCCACCAAGCUGGCCAUUGUCUAAGCGGGGAAUGCUUGAAAAGGGAUUUCUUAGGGUUUUGGCGAACUUUGUUUUUCACUACGGUGAUGCUAAAAUACCAGCCGGGCUGAAUGAUCAAAAAGAACAUAACUUGUGAAAGUGAAAUGCACGAUUCCAGAAGAAUCGCCGGACUUGUCGGUCCUGUAAUGGCUAAGACAUGUUCCAGACCACAUA